Messenger RNA from Cyclocybe aegerita, 315 nucleotides. NCBI's taxonomy places the organism in Eukaryota, Fungi, Basidiomycota, Agaricomycetes, Agaricales, Hemipholiotaceae. The record is from the annotation of a GenBank genome assembly.
AUGGCCGCAAUGGGCACUCCAAGCCGACAGGCCAUCCUGAUUCUCUAUCACAAUAUGCUGCGAACCUCACAUUCGUUCAGCUCGUAUAACUUCCGCGAGUACUUCGUGCAGCGGACGAAAGACACGUUUCGAAAGAUUCAGAACGAAUCAGACCCAGAGAAAGUCCGCUCGUUGUACUCUGAGGCUGUCAGGGACAGCACCGUCCUCAGGCGCAGCGCUCUUGUCAAUCAGCUGUAUGGAGGCUGGAAGCUUGCCGUCGAGGUGAAGGACGCGGAGAAGGAUCCAAAUGCAAUCAAGGAGCGGUCAGAUUCGUAG